ACACUUGCCCCAUUUCUGCACAAACGAUGCCUACAGAAGUAAGCGAAGUCAACCGUCAAAAUCUUACGCUUUGCGUACCGAGGCGCUCGAGUCUGGAACCCAAGGCCUCUGCAGCGGACAACCUUUCUCGUCCUUUGGUUGUCCCUUCCUCGAUAAAUGAACUCGACGGUAGCUUACCACCUAACCACGUCAUCUUACGCGUGGAAAGGUUUGGAUUUAGCGCAAAUAACGUGACAUACGGACUGCUUGGAGAGCAUCCACAUUUCUUAUACUUUGAUUUUCAUCCCGCUCCUACCACUCAAACAACCUCAUCUAAAACUCAUGGUGUCAUUCCCGUCUGGGGUUAUGCCACCGUAGUCCGCUCGACGCAUUCAGAGAUACAAGCUGGCGAACGAGUGUUUGGAUACCUGGGAAUGUCUAGAUAUCUCGUCCUCCCAGUCGAAAGCCAUGUCAACAAGUUCAAUUUCUAUGUUCCUCGACCCCAUCUUCCAGCGGACAGGAGACCAUAUAAUCAAAUGACAAGAUGCAAUGCUGACCCACUAUACGAUGCUAAUCGUGAGGAUGAGCUCAUGAUUUUUCGCCCCCUAUUUUGGACCUCUUUCUGGUGUGAAGACUGGUUACACAAAACGGGUAUCAUAAAUACGGUACAGAAUGUCAUCAUAUCUUCUGCAUCGUCCAAAACUGCCUAUUGCUUGGCUUUUGUACUUGAUCUCCGGAGAAAGUACCAACGUGUGGCAAUACCCAAGGGUGCCAAGUGGACGAAGCAUAGUGGAAACCCCGAUAAACUCAGAAUCAUCGGAUUGACGUCCAAAAAGAAUGUGAAGUUCACUACGCGCUUAGGUCUCUAUGACGAGGUUCUCUCCUACGACGAUGUGCAGCGGCUCUCGCAACGGCCUGGCCAAUUUGCUUACGUAGACGUCGCUGGAAAUGAGGAACUGAACAAAAAGGUUUCAAAGUCACUCGAAGGACGCGUGAAUAGAUGCGUUGCCCUUGGGAUGUCCCAUCCACCAGGAAAGGACGAGGACGCCAAGUUCGGUAAUACAGCCCAAUUCGAGCAGUUCUUCAUGCCCGAGUGGCUGGUCAAGAGAAGAGAAGAGCUCAGCAUUCAAGAAAUCACCGGUCUCCAAUAUGAUGGGUGGAGUGCGUUGAUGCAGACCUGUCACCAAUGGAUCAAUAUUGAAAGAAUUUGGUGGCCAAGUGCCGCUACAUGGAUGGAUGAGGUUCCGAGUGUUUUGGAUGUUUACGAAGAAAUAGUGGGGGGUGAGGUAGGGCCGGAGAGAGGUAUUAUCAUGAGUAUGUGGACGGAGAAGGACACUAAAACAGAUUUUGCUAUGGGAGGCAAAGCCCGAGCUUUCUACUUUGCGCUCUUCCCCAACAAUCGUCAAGAUAAGAUGAUCCGAAAAGCCCCACCAUUACCGGCUCCUAGUUCCUGGUAUCCUGGUCAUAUGGCUGUAUUUACAAAAAACUUGCCUCAACUCCUUCAAAAUACACAUGUGGUCUUGGAAGCUCGAGAUGCUCGACUGCCCUUGACAUCAAUCAAUCCAAACUUCGAGAAAUUACUCAAGCAGUGGCGCUUAGAUAAAGGGUCGGGGUUUACAGGACCAGUGGAAAGGAUUGUGGUAUACAACAAAACAGACUUGGUGCCGAAUUGGGGUGUUGAGCCGUUUCAAAGGGCACUGUCACGCUAUUUUGACCAUGCAACCUACUUUACUACGGCGAAAUCAGGGAAAACCUUGGAUAUUGCGCGUGAACAUCAGAGCACUUUACCACAACUGAAUGUCCUGGUAGUUGGCAUGCCGAAUGUCGGUAAAUCGACCCUUUUGAACCACCUGAGAGGCUAUGGACUCAAAGGAGUGGGUAUCAAGGAGAGUUUGUUCGAUUAUGAGCAACUGGCCGAUUAUCUGUUAUAUCGACUGAAUACCAUCGACCCAAUGCAGCCGCCAUACCCGUCCUUGCUGUCCAAUCCUACGCGGACCAGACCGGCGUUCGCGGCGACUGAGUCCAUUGACGAUUUCCUCAUAGAACUCUCCGAGAGGAUGGGAUACCUCUUAUCAGGAGGAGUACCAGAUAAGCAGCGCACCGCAAAAUGGUUUGUUGAAUGGUGGAGAAACUCGGCUGCUGGAGAAGCGAAAUUGGGUGGCACCAAGGAAUGGGGAUGGGGUCUUGAUUGCCAAUGGGAGGGGAAUACUGAUCUGCCCAUGAUAAUAGACUCAGAGGUUGUGACAACAACCGAAGGAGAGAAGAAAAGCGACACGCCUUCACCACUUCUCACUACCUAUAAAAACAGCCCUUCACCCUUGGACUUGGAGAAGCGAUUCUGUCAAGUGAUCGAAAGGUAUUUAGCCCAAGAGCCAAGUGAAACAGAAACUAUCAGCGAUACUCAGAUGAAAAAGCGUUCGCACGAGAAGGAGAUUCAAAGGAGACAACGGAAGCGCUUGGAAGCUUCCAGAAAGCGAACGGCUGCUCAGAAAUGGACGCGUCGGCGAUGA
Molecule: messenger RNA, 2489 nt
Organism: Acaulospora colombiana
Lineage: Eukaryota; Fungi; Glomeromycota; Glomeromycetes; Diversisporales; Acaulosporaceae
Source: the annotation of a GenBank genome assembly